Messenger RNA from Vespula pensylvanica (western yellowjacket), 9701 nucleotides. RefSeq lists its product as uncharacterized. The transcript has 21 exons. Gene Ontology annotation, cellular component: synaptic vesicle membrane; presynaptic membrane; plasma membrane. The record is from RefSeq and is a predicted model, not a curated record. NCBI's taxonomy places the organism in Eukaryota, Metazoa, Arthropoda, Insecta, Hymenoptera, Vespidae. Bases 5 to 9529 code for a protein of 3174 amino acids. Gene Ontology annotation, biological process: synaptic vesicle maturation; synaptic vesicle priming; presynaptic dense core vesicle exocytosis. Gene Ontology annotation, molecular function: syntaxin-1 binding; diacylglycerol binding; calcium ion binding.
GAGAAUGGAGUCCACGAAGUUGGGCGGCACCGCGCCGACCAGCCCGAGAGCGCACUCGCCCGCUUUGCCGAGCUACUGCACCAGCUCGGACGGUAACAUCGAUUACAUCAUCGGCGACUAUAUGGAGAGAUUGGGCACGAGGCUCAAUAUCCUCGAGACCGAACUAAAGUACGCGUGGAGGGCCCUGGAUUUGCUCAGUCAGGAGUACAUAAAAAUGUGGGAGAGAUUGGAGAAAUUGGAGGGUCUCUUGUACGAGCAACAGACGGUGAUAAGUCAGCUGAUCGAGUUUUACGCGAGCGGCGGCGGACACGAGAACGGCGCCGAGGUCGUCGAGGAUACGUUGGCCGAGCAGCAGGAUUCCGUCGGCGAGUUGGACGCGAUCGCCAAGAGCUUGAACGCGACGAUAGGCAUGGAAGAGACGAGCGCGCUGAGAGAGAAGCUAACUCAGCAGGAAUUGGCGAGAAUGCACGGUCUGGCGCAGGACAGCGCGACCGCGAACGCCGUGGUAACGGACAUGCACAGGAACGUAAGAAAUUUGGAGACUCUGGAGACGCUCGAGGAGGAGGGCAACAUACCGGACGAAGCCUUCUAUCGCAGCCUGAACAACGCCUAUAGGGAGGACUUGAUAUGCGGCGACACGUCGAGGCCUACCUCGCAGCUCGGUAUGAUAUGGGAGGAGGCCGAGGACGAGGACGUCAACGGUAAAAAGGAGAGCGAGAUCGAUAUCUUCGAGAAGGGUUCGCCGAAGGAAAAGGAGGCAGAGGAAACCUCGGUGCAGCAAACCAAAGAGGAGAUUCAAGCGUCGGUCACGAAGAAGGAGGACGAAGCGGACGAGGACGAGGGCGAGGUAUUUAGCGCGGCCGAUUACAAAAGCUAUCGAGGCAAUACUCCUUGCGUGAGCGAACAAGACCUCGCUCAACUCUCGAGGCUGAGCUCGAUCGACCAGGUCGCUUUGGAGAAGCUCCACGAGCUCGACCGAUUGACCAGCAAAUUGCAAAAGGAUUCGCAAAAUCUGAUCGAACUGCAGUCGCGAUUGAUAGAGUCGCCGAAGCGCCGAUACUCUUCCGAGGCCGAGGCUAAGCUGGCCGAGGAAGCGAGCAGCAUAGACGAGCAAUUGCGAAAGAUCUACGCGGAAACGGACGUGGACAGUUGGACGUUUUCGAAGAGUCCCGGAUCGACGGGCAGAUCUUUGUCGAGGGUAAGCACCGAUAGCGGCCUAGCGACCGACGGUGACUUCACCGCGAGAUCCAUCUCGCCGAGAUUGAGUUCCGCUUCUAGGAGCAAUUUGGACUCGAUUUCGAGCACUUACACGCCACCUAGAUUAGGAUACGCCUCGGCGGUCCUAGAGAAGAGUCCCGAGCCGGUGAUACAGUUGCCCAUCGACGUGGGUAACUUUGCCAAAGGCUACGCGGAGAACAAGGAGCUGACCGAUCUGAUGGCCGAAAGUUUCGCGGCGGUCACUUGCGCGUCGCCGACCAUUUACAGCACCACUACCGACAAGGUACCGUCGCCGACGCUCUCGGUCGGGAGCGUCCACAGCGUCCACAGCGUCCACAGCGUUCACAGCGUCCAAAGCAUUCGAACGAGACAAGACGGCUACUUCGGCAGCUCCGCCCGAUUGAACUUGGACUUUCAAGAGAGUAGAACCCCGCCGAGCCCCUCGCCGAGUUCGCCACCGCCCCCGGCGCCGCGAGAUUCGACCGAGUCCUUCCUGAUGCCUACCGCGACGGAGGAUAGAGAAACCGAAACGAAGAGACCUCAGAGUCCUGGCAGUUACUUGAGGAACGCCGAGAAACUGGUGUCCCUGGAUCAAGGACGGUUAAGCCCGCGUACGCCUCAUUCGCCUAAAUCCCCGAGAGUAUCGCCCAAGCAUCUGACGAAGCCGGUCAACGCGGCCAACAUAGUCGCGACUAAAUCCGACUCCGGUCUGUCCUCGAUGAGCGGAUGGAGCAGCUUGGACAAGUCGCCGAGUUCGCCGAAGAAUUCGAUCGGCAAGCCGUUGACUUCCUAUUCGCUCGAUCACACGAGGACGACCCUGGCUGCGUCCUCGGCGCAGCCACCGGCGAGGACCUCCAGUCCGAUACCACCUCUUCCGGAAAGCACGAGCGCCGCCGUCAUCACGCAGGAGCCUCUUUACGACACUCCCGAAGGUAGAGACGCGUUCGCUACCGCCACGGCCACCACCAGCGCUCAUACCUAUUCGACGUCGACGAUGAACCACUUGUCCUCGUCUUACGCGUCGUCCAUGAAAUCACCGGCGGCGAGCAAGGACGAUUACAAUCUCGUACCACCGCCGGCGCCAGGCGCGAGCACCUGUCAAAGUCCAAAGAAACGAACGCGCCAGCAAACGGCCCUUCAGCACAGCCUUCAGCAUAAUCUUCAGCACGGCAUUCAGCAUACCUACGAUUCCGUACCGUCGGCAACCGUGAUGGAUUACGUCUACAGAUCGGAACAGCCCGCUAUUUAUUCCGUAGCCGGUAGUAAUCGUCAACAGGUCAUUACGACCGUCUAUACCAGCGGUUCCGGUAGCUACGGCUUCAAAAUAACGGGCUAUUAUCCGGAUUCGGUCGGUCAGUACGGCAACUAUCAAGAGAGUUACAACGCUCUGCAGUACCCCGAGGCGGCCGGCAUGACGACCCAUAUGAAGAAACCAUUAAGAGGGUCCUCCUACGCGGAGCCUACGAGCAACCAGGACGGAUACAAGGCCGCGAUGUACCGUACCAUGUUUCCCACGGGAAACAUCACGGACGCUCUGUCCUACUAUCCGACGAGCGCGAGUUUACCGCGAACGGAGAACAACGAGAGUUCCUGGAUAAACUCGAUGGACGAACAAAUUCCCCACGACUCUACCUCGUCCAGUAUCAGAUCCCUUACCUCGGACGGUAGUUACGCUCAGAGCCCUUACACGGACCGAAGGUAUCCUCAACCGCCGGCCUAUCAAGCGCACCAACAAUAUCAUCACACUUACGCCAAUCAAAGUUAUCCGCAAACCGUCGGCUAUCAGCUACAGCAUCCACCUUGCGGGCAAAGGCUGAUGAGCAGCACCGAAAGCGCGCAAUUAACGGACGGCUAUCAGAGACAGUGGCAACGGGAGCAUCAAUAUAUCCAGGAACACGAAAACGCGAGAAUAUCGAUGGAGCAACAGCAGCACCAGCAGCAGCAACAGCAGCAGCAACAGCAGCAACAGCAGCAGCAGCAGCAGCAACAGCAACAGCAGCAAAGCGAGUACUACGACGCCUCGAACGUGAUAGUGUCUCAGUCCGGUUACAUCAGCAUUGCUUCGAAUAUAAAGGAUCACGAGGUGGAGAGCACGAAGUUAACCAAGAAGAUUCGACGCGGCGCUUCCUUGAAAAACGCAAUGAGCUCCAUGAGCAACUGGCUGCCCGAUCUUCAUCUGAGCAAAAGACACCGAAGUCAGUCUUUGCCCGGCGGAGUCCGAAGGGAGGAUCUGGACGUGUCUCAGGACAAUCAACAGAAACAUUUGUCCGAGACGAGCGCCGGCAGAGGACGAGGCAGAACUCAAGCACCUAGAAAAAAGAAAAAGCAUACUUUGGUAUCGACCGUUUCCGGCAUUCUUCAAAAGGCCAAACGUCGAACUCAUCAUUCGCAAUCGCUGUCGGAUCCCGAACAAUCGGAGACCGAGUGGAGCAGCGGCAGACAGAGCGGACUUUCGGAGGACGAGGACAGCGUGAUGUCCGACGUUAAUCAAGAGCAGCCGUUCUUCGCGAAAGUAAAAACGGCGAGCACGAAACGGAAACCGGCGCAGCAACCGAUCACGACGCAGCAACAACAAUCGUCUCAGCUGACGCAACAACAACAGCAGCAACAGCAACAGCAGCAGCUGCAGCUACAGCAGCAACAGCAACAGCAGCAGCAACAGCAACAACAGUUGCUGCUGCAGCAACAGCAGCAGCAACAACAACAGCAGCAACAAGCUCUGCAACAGCAGAACCUUCAACAGCAACAGGUUCUGCAGCAACAAAUUCAGCAGCACCAAGAACAGUUACAGCAGCAAGCCGCGCAGGAGGGCUGGGCGAAGGAGAAGGAACAGAGGAGGAUCGACUCGAGCGAACACGAAUCGAGCGAGCAAACGUUAGCCAUGGAGGAGGAGGGAAAGAGCACUGGCUCGGGAUCGGGUGGAUCGUCGAUCUUUCAAACGGUCGGCGACAUAAAACGAUCGACGGGUAGCUCGGACGAGGCACCGAACGAGAAAGCGCCGAAACUUCCGCCGGUAACCAUAAUGGGCGGUGCCAGCAUGGAAUUCGCCGUGUCGAGAGCCCUCGGUAAAUAUCGCCAGCGACAAUCGUCGACGGUGUCGGACGAGCAACCGCCGAUGGAGGAAGGCGCGACCGAGAAGAAGUCCGACGAGGGUAACGGUCAAUCGUUAGAGCCGAGUUUCGAGUAUCCCGAGGAUCUCUCGGAGAAGAGCGAGAAGAGCGAAAAGUCGAGCAGCGCGCGAUUACCCGAGUUGGUAACCAGUUUGUCGGAGGAAGCUCCACCGUCCGAGGGCAGUCCGUCGGCGUCGAGCGCGAGAGGAUUCGUUCAGAGCGCCGUUACGCGAUUUCUCCCUCGACAUCAGCAAUCCCUCGAGAUACCUUGGGGAGGCGGCCGUUCCGGCGAGGACGAGGACAACAGAAGUACGCACUCUUACAGAAGCACCUCGAGGGUCUCCUCGAGACGGCAGAGCACCGAGGACUCGAUCGAUUCCGAGGACGAGUGGUACUGUUACGAGUUGCGUAAACUCGAGGAGCUAGAAAGGCAAUCGCAAAUGGAUAUGGAAAUGAGCGAGGUCUUGGUGGAGGAACCCGAGGAGCACGAGCCCUAUCAACCGGACGACGCCGUAAAGGAAAGGAUGUCCUGCGUGCUCAAGGAGCUCAAAAUGAAAGCCGGCGCGAGGCCUAAGAUCGAGUCGAAGGAGGAUAAGGAGAUUUUACGAGCCGCUAAAACGAACGGUCCGAUCAUCAAGGAACGUCGAAUCGAGGAAGUCGCCGAAAGAUAUCCGAGGGACGAGAAGCCGAUUCCUAAGAGAAAAUCGGCCGAGAGUAUAGAGGCCGUGUUCGCUCGGGUUACGGACUACCAUACGUGGGCGCACGAGGAGGAAGCGAGAAAGGAGAGAGCCGCUACGUCUCCGAGGACCGAGGACGGUUCCUCCUCGGGCGAGACGUCCGGUCCGGAUAGUCCUGGACGAUCUAUGGACGACGACGAGAUCGAGGAGGAGGAGGAGGAGGAGGAGGAGGAAGAGGAGGAGGAGGAAGAGGAUCGCGACGAGGAACGAUCCAGACGAAGUUCCAGCGGUGGAUCUAUACUGCGACAGGAGGAGAAAAUUCUUCGGGCCGCGGAAUCUCUCUCUCGCGAAGGUAGCCUGAUCGUGGGACUCGGAGGCGGCGAGACCUUGGAAGAGGUCGACGUCGCCGAGACGGAUGCGAGCCCGGGCCUACCCAAGAUCAAGAUCGACUCCUCCUCUUGCGCCGGGGCCGUCGACGGCACGAUCUUGAAGGAGGGCCAGAUUAGUCCCGGUCCACCUGGCUCCAAGUGGAAGCUCUUAAAAACGUUGAAGGAACGGAAGGAAGAGAAACUCAAGGAGAUCGAGGAAGCAUCGAAAGAAGCUGCGACCAUUUCUCAGGGACCCACGGCGAACGGAAGCGGACCAGGCGGCGAAUCCGGUGGACGAGCUAACGGGCAUCCAGGCGAUAAUCCUUUCUACAGCAACAUCGACAGUAUGCCGGAUAUUCGACCGCGUCGGAAGUCGAUACCAUUGGUCUCCGAGCUGGUCUUGAAGACAAUGGCGGCGACGAAGAGGAACGCCGCAGGGCUCACAUCCGCGGUGCCCAGGGCUACGCUGAACGACGAGGAACUGAAGAUGCACGUCUACAAGAAAACGCUGCAGGCAAUGAUCUACCCUAUCUCGUCGACGACGCCUCAUAAUUUCGUCACCUGGACGGCCACCUCGCCGACCUACUGCUACGAAUGCGAGGGUCUCCUCUGGGGUAUCGCGCGUCAGGGCGUUCGAUGCAUGGAAUGCGGCGUCAAGUGUCACGAGAAGUGCAAGGACUUGCUCAACGCUGACUGCUUGCAGAGGGCCGCGGAGAAGAGCUCGAAGCACGGCGCCGAGGAUAAAGCGAAUAGCAUAAUCACAGCGAUGAAGGAAAGGAUGAAGCAGAGGGAGAUGGAAAAGCCAGAGAUCUUCGAGCUCAUUCGCACGACGUUUUCAGUCGACCCGGAUACCCACAUAGACAGCCUCGAACAGGCCGAACAGAUCGUCCUUGAGGGUACCAGCAAGUGGUCCUGCAAGAUCGCCAUCACAGUGAUCUGCGCUCAAGGAUUGAUCGCCAAGGACAAGAGCGGUACGUCCGACCCGUACGUCACGGUUCAGGUCGGUAAGGUGAAGAAACGCACGAGAACGAUGCCGCGCGAGCUCAAUCCCGUCUGGCACGAAAAGUUUUACUUCGAGUGUCACAAUUCGUCCGAUCGGAUAAAGGUUCGCGUCUGGGACGAGGACAACGACUUGAAGUCGAAGCUACGACAGAAACUUACGCGCGAGAGCGACGAUUUUCUUGGACAAACCAUCAUCGAGGUGAGAACGCUCAGCGGCGAGAUGGACGUCUGGUACAAUCUGGAAAAGAGAACGGACAAGAGCGCGGUAUCCGGUGCCAUCAGGUUGCACAUAAGCGUGGAGAUCAAGGGCGAGGAAAAGGUCGCCCCGUAUCACGUGCAAUACACCUGCCUUCACGAGAACCUCUUCCAUAGUCUCUGCGAGGAGAACUCUGGGAUGGUUAGCCUACCGCAGGCGAAAGGCGAGGAUGCCUGGAAGGUGUACUUCGAUCCGCCCGGCGAAGAACUCGUCGACGAAUUUGCCAUGCGAUACGGCAUCGAGAGCAUCUAUCAGGCUAUGACACACUUCCACUGCCUCUCGACAAAGUACCUGUGCCCAGGGGUCCCCGCGGUAAUGUCGACCCUGUUGGCCAACAUAAACGCCUACUACGCCCACACGACCGCCAGUUCGGCCGUUUCCGCCAGUGAUAGAUUCGCCGCGAGUAAUUUUGGGAAAGAAAAGUUCGUGAAAUUGCUGGACCAGCUGCACAAUUCCUUGAGGAUCGAUCUCUCGUCGUACAGAAACAACUUCCCAGCUUCGAGUCAGGAGAAACUGAUGGAUCUGAAGAGCACCGUCGACCUUCUUACGAGCAUCACGUUCUUCCGUAUGAAGGUGCAGGAACUGUCGAGCCCGCCCCGAGCCAGCACCGUCGUCAAGGAUUGCGUGAAGGCUUGCUUGCGUUCGACCUAUCAGUUCCUCUUCGAGCAUUGCUACGAACUCUACAGCAGAGAAUUCCAGGCUGAUCCGAACGAACCGAAAAAGGAUCCGGAGGAUCACGGACCCCGACGGGACUCUCUCGAUUUUUGGCACAAGCUCAUCGCUUUGAUCGUUUCGGUUAUCGAGGAGGACAAGAACAGCUAUGCGCCCGUGUUGAACCAAUUCCCCCAGGAGUUGAACAUCGGUCAACUAUCGGCGGCCACGAUGUGGUCUUUGUUCGCGGUCGACAUGAAGUACGCCCUGGAGGAUCACGAGCAGCAUAGACUGUGCAAGUCCUCGGCCUAUAUGAACCUGCACUUCACGGUGAAGUGGUUGUACACGAAUUACGUGAAAGACGUACCACCUUACAAGGGUGCCGUACCGGAAUAUCCCGCCUGGUUCGAGCCGUUCGUCAUGCAAUGGCUCAACGAGAACGACGACGUUUCCUUGGAAUACUUACACGGUGCCUUCAGCAGAGACAAGAAAGAUGGGUUCCAAAAGAGCAGCGAGCACGCUCUCUUCAGCGUAUCGGUCGUCGACGUGUUUACGCAACUGACCCAGUGCUUCGACGUCGUCUCGAAGCUCGAGUGUCCCGAUCCGGAGAUUUGGAAGAGGUACAUGAAGAGAUUCGCUAAGACCAUAGUCAAGGUUCUGGUCGCUUACGCCGACAUCGUCAAAAUGGAGUUUCCCAGCCACUUGAAAGAGGAACGAAUCGCUUGCAUCCUCAUGAACAAUAUCCAACAGCUGCGAGUGCAGCUCGAAAAGAUGUUCGAGUCGAUGGGCGGCGAAAAACUGGAGGAGGACGCGGCGAACAUCUUGAAGGAGCUUCAGCAACAGCUUAACAGCGCUCUGGACGAUCUGGCGAUGCUCUUCGCCAAGAGUCUCGAGCCGCGCAUAACGGCGUCGGUCCGAGAACUGGGAGAUCUCCUUUUGGCUAUCAAAGGUGGCGGUCAGGUUACCUUGUCUCAAGCGCAACAAAGAAACAACGUGGCCGUCGAAGCCGACGAGGUGUUGAGGCCUCUCAUGGUACUUCUCGACGGAAGUCUGUCUCUCUAUGCCGAAUCCUGCGAGAAGACGGUACUCAAGAGAUUGCUCAAAGAACUUUGGAAGAUCGUCAUGAGAAUCCUCGAAAAGACGGUCGUCUUACCACCCAUGACGGACAAGAGCAUGAUGUUCAAGAAUCUAACGGACAACGCGAAGAAUCUCGCGGCGAACGCGAAGAUAGAGGACAUGUCCAAGUUGUUUAAGAAUCACAUGACCGGAAAGCCGGACGUCAAGAACGCUCUCAGCGGUGUCAUGGAUAUCUCGAAAGAGGUGGAGAAGAAUCUGUCGCCGAAGCAGUGCGCGGUACUCGACGUCGCCCUCGACACCAUCAAGCAAUACUUCCAUGCGGGUGGGAACGGCUUGAAAAAGGCCUUCCUCGAAAAGUCUCCGGAACUGCAGAGCCUUCGGUACGCUCUCAGCCUUUACACGCAGACGACGGACACUCUCAUCAAGACCUUCGUUACCUCUCAAAUCAACCAAGUGCCGCUGAACGAUGCGUCAACGCUACGUCAGCGUCAGCGUUCGAUGAGCAGCGAGAGAGGCGACGAAGGCGAAGGAGCCGAGGGUAUGGAAAGCCUCGAGGAACCCCUUCGCCAGAGCAAGCCCUCUCUUCGUCGAGAGAGUCGUCAAGUUCCAGAUACAGCCGGUACGGACGAAGGUUCCGUCGGAGAAGUUAGCAUCCAAGUGGACCUCUUCACGCAUCCUGGAACCGGCGAACAAAAGGUCACGGUGAAAGUCGUCGCUGCGAACGAUCUAAAGUGGCAAUUGGCUACGGGAAUGUUUAGGCCGUACGUUGAAGUCAAUCUGAUCGGUCCCCAUCUGACCGGCAAAAAGAGGAAACAAUCGACGAAAUCGAAGAGCAACAAUUGGUCGCCCCAAUUCAACGAAAGUUUCGACUUCAUGAUCGGUAACGAGCAGCAACAGCUGGACUUUUACGAGCUUCACAUUUGCGUGAAGGAUUAUUGCUUCGCGAGGGAGGACAGAUUGGUCGGCGUGGCGGUGAUGCAGCUCAAGGAUAUCGUCGAAGAGGGUUCCUGCGCGUGCUGGCUGUCGCUCGGCAAACGAAUUCAAAUGGACGAGACCGGUUGGACCAUUUUGCGAAUUCUCUCGCAGAGAAACAACGACGAGAUCGCGAAGGAAUUUGUGAAGUUGAAGAGCGAUAUCAGACAGGAAACACCACUACCAAAUCCCACUUGAAACGACGAACCAUCGGCGCACUAAAAUCGACAGCGAUGCGAUACGUCCUUUGAGCUUGGAAAGAGCUCCAAGGUCUGCCGAUGGCGGACAAGAUUUUGUCUGGCGAUGAAGAAGCAAGAGGACGAGGAAAGAAAGAGAGAAAGACGGAAAGAAAGAAAGAAAGAAAGAAAGA